AGCUGUCUUUGCUGCAGGGACAUCCGCCACCUUGGCUUAGACGAUCGAGUUAGGGUUCCCUCAGAAUGGGGACAACUUCUACCCCGGUCAGGAAGUGACCGCUCAGGUUAUUCAACCGGAAUCUACCGUUCAGGUUGGCAUUGCCUUAGGAAUCGCUAACUGCGAGAACGGUUCAUGCCCCGACCCUGCAGACGGUUUAGGAUCUUAUCUUUAUGCAGGCCCAUGGAUCCUGAUGGUUACUACCAGAACUUCACCGUGACCAUACCAUCUUACCUUGCAAAGGGUCCUGCUAUCUUUACGCUCACGCACUUUUGCCUCAUUGGGGCGGAUUGGUACCCAUUCCUCGAAUUUCGCAACGCGACGGUGAACAUCGUGUAAACGGUGGACACCGGAGAGUGAUUUUCAUCAUAUGGACUCGGACCUGGACUCGUUAUUUCGUGUCUUCAUUAUGAAGCUCAAGAACUUGAUUGUUAGCGUACUAAUGUAGGAUCGGAGGAAUUUGCUGUUUAUCGUACUUCGCCAGCACUCAUAUGUGCCAUCGAUCGAUAUGAUUACGCAGUACUACAGAGUGGAUACUAUACUGGGAGGUGAAACAAGAAAAUCCAUGCGGACUCUAGUAAAAA
Messenger RNA from Suillus fuscotomentosus, 623 nucleotides. RefSeq lists its product as uncharacterized. The transcript is spliced from 3 exons. The record is from RefSeq and is a predicted model, not a curated record. Bases 175 to 378 code for a protein of 67 amino acids. Lineage: Eukaryota; Fungi; Basidiomycota; Agaricomycetes; Boletales; Suillaceae.